Molecule: messenger RNA, 1250 nt
Organism: Zingiber officinale
Lineage: Eukaryota; Viridiplantae; Streptophyta; Magnoliopsida; Zingiberales; Zingiberaceae
Product: polygalacturonase inhibitor 1-like
Exons: 1
Coding region: 1-1002 (333 amino acids)
Molecular function (GO): protein binding
Source: RefSeq, a predicted model, not a curated record
AUGGCUUAUCCUUGGACUGCUCUGCUCUCCUCUGCGUUCCUUAUCCUCGUCACAGCUCCCGCCGCGCUCUCCGCCUUCGAUUGCAACGCCGGCGACCGUGUCGCCCUCCUCGCAGUCAAGCACGCCCUCGGCAGCCCUCCCUUGCUCGCCACGUGGCUCCCCAACACCAACUGCUGCGCCUGGGACAACCUAUACUGCGAUACCACCACCGGCCGCGUCUACAACGUCUACAUCUACGACGCCGGCGUCGCCCCCGGCACCCCAGUCCCCGCCGUGUUCGGAGACCUCCCGUUCCUGGAAAGCCUCUCCCUCGAGGACAUGCCCGGCCUCUCCGGGCCCAUUCCUCCCUCCUUCGCCCGUCUCUCCCGCCUCUACCUCCUGUGGAUCUCCAACACCUCUGUUUCCGGCCAAGUCCCGGCCUUCCUCGUCGGCACCAACCUCAGCGCGCUGACCCUGCCAAACAACAAGCUCUCCGGCGCCAUCCCCCCGCAGCUGGCCCGGCUUCCGUACCUCCGGUACUUGGAUCUCAGCGGCAACCAUCUCUCCGGCUCGAUACCGCCGGGGUUGCUCCACGGCGAGUACCAAUUCCUCGUACUGUCGAACAACAGGUUGAGCGGGGAGAUCCCCGCAUCGUACGGCGAGGGGGACGUGAACACGAUCGACUUGGGGCGGAACCGGCUGAGUGGUGACCCGGCGUUCUUGUUCAACCGGACGCGGCCGACGGUGAAGCUGGAUCUGUCGUGGAACGAGCUCGGGUUCGACCUGACGAAGGCGGAGAUGCCGUGGAAGAUGGAAUACCUGGACCUGAGCCACAACCGCCUCCGGGGCGGCGUCCCGAAGUCACUCAAGGACCUGUACAAGCUGCGGGUGCUCGACUUGUCUUACAACAUGCUGUGCGGGGAGAUCCCGACGGGGAGGGCGAUGGCGUACCACGACGCGGCGAGCUACCUCCACAAUAAGUGCCUCUGCGGUACGCCGCUACCGCCAUGCCGUCGCCUGUGAGCGGAGCUACGGCAUGCGUCGCGGUCUCGAGAGAGUUAAUGAAGUCGAGUGCAGCUUGCUCUGUUCGUUUUCUUCUCUGACCGUGAUCCAUCUUCCGGCUGCGCAGUCAAUAAUCAGGAUCGCUCUGUAUUUUGUGUCAAAACAAAAGGAACUUUAGAUCUUAUUCGAUAUAUUAUAUAUUCCAUAUUACCAUCACAGAGUUUAAGAAUUAAAAAUUAUGGUCUCGUAUCUAACAUUUACCAUUUGUA